Messenger RNA from Coffea eugenioides, 2320 nucleotides. RefSeq lists its product as uncharacterized. The record is from RefSeq and is a predicted model, not a curated record. Bases 429 to 1964 code for a protein of 511 amino acids. NCBI's taxonomy places the organism in Eukaryota, Viridiplantae, Streptophyta, Magnoliopsida, Gentianales, Rubiaceae. Gene Ontology annotation, molecular function: acetylglucosaminyltransferase activity. The transcript is spliced from 3 exons.
AAAUCAAAAAAUGGUGGAGACUUGGGAGGCGAAGCAUCUAUUAUGACCUAACAACAGGGAAUCUAGAAUUCUGGGGCGUUGGUAAUAUGACUAUUCUAAUCCUAGGUUCCAAACUCUUGAUUUACCUUUGUCCCAUGCCCAAAUAUUUCCCCAUCAAGAAUAUCAGUCAGUGAGAGAGAGCCAUAACCGGCUUCAUCUUCGUUCCCUCCCCUUAACAGACUUCAAAAGUCCCCAACUCAGAUCCGAACAUCUCUCCAAUCCAGACCUUCUUGCAUCGCCAUUUUCCACUUCCCGCUCUCUGCAAUUGCUGAGAAGAAGAAGAAGAAGAAGGCAAUGGUAAGCAAACUAUCACUCUCUUGGUCCGACCUCCAAACAGUACUGAACGAAACAAUCUGAGCAUCCUGCUGUUGGUUGGACGGUCGGACCAGAUGAACUCUGCUGCUAUCCAACGCCCCCCAAUAGGCCUCAGCAGCCUUCGCAGCUCCAUUACUUGGUUAAUUAUUACUAUGUUAACAAUCUAUGUUCUGUAUUCAUCAAAGCUCAUAUUCAACAAACGUCAGCUCGAAUGUCCCUUGCCAUCUUCCGACAUCUCAACAAGGCAGAAUGUUGAAGACAGCUCUCCAUUUGCAAACGAAUCUGCGAUCAGCAAUUAUUCAGCUCAGGAACCUGCGGUUUCUACGACGGCGCCGCCACCGCCGCUGCCAAGCCUGCCCUUGCGCGAUGAUACCGAGCUCAAACACAUUGCUUUUGGGAUUGCCGCCUCGUCGAAUUUGUGGGAUAAGAGGAAGGAGUACAUAAAAUUGUGGUGGAGGCCAGGGGAGACGAGGGGGGCGGUUUGGUUAGAUAAAAAAGUGUCCACUGGGAGGAAUGAGGGGUUGCCGGACAUUAAGAUUUCUGGGAAUACUUCGGAGUUCAAGUACACGAAUCGCCAGGGGAAGAGAUCUGCAUUGAGGAUUUCAAGGGUGGUUUCUGAGACGUUGAGGCUGGGGAUGAAGGAUGUUAGGUGGUUUGUGAUGGGAGAUGAUGACACUGUUUUUGUUGUUGAAAAUGUGCUGAGAGUGCUGUCCAAGUAUGAUCACAAUCAGUAUUAUUACAUUGGCAGCUCAUCGGAAAGCCAUAUUCAGAACAUAUUUUUCUCCUAUGCCAUGGCUUAUGGUGGGGGUGGUUUCGCCAUAAGCUAUCCAUUGGCACUAGAAAUAGAGAAGAUGCAGGAUCGAUGCAUUCAAAGAUACCCUGGACUAUACGGCAGUGAUGAUAGGAUACAGGCAUGCAUGGCUGAGCUAGGGGUUCCACUUACUAGGGAACCUGGCUUUCAUCAGUAUGAUGUGUAUGGAAAUCUACUAGGACUUCUGGGAGCACAUCCGGUGACUCCACUGGUGUCACUUCACCACCUUGAUGUGGUGGCACCAAUAUUUCCACAAUUGAACAGAGUUCAAAGCCUUCACCACCUGUUUGAAUCGGUUAAGCAAGACUCGGCGAGCAUAAUACAACAGUCAAUCUGCUAUGAUAAGAAAAGGUAUUGGUCCAUUUCUGUGUCCUGGGGCUAUGUCGUUCAGAUCUUCAGGGGAGUCAUCUCUCCCAGAGAGCUCGAGAUGCCAACCCGAACAUUUCUUAACUGGUAUAAGCGAGCUGAUUACACAGCUUAUGCAUUCAACACUAGGCCUGUUACCAAACAUCCAUGCCAGAAGCCCUUCUUGUAUUACAUGGGCUCAACAAAGUAUGAUGAAGGAAGGAACCAAAUAAUUGGAGUUUACUCUCGUUUUAAAGAGUCCAGCCCAUAUUGCAGAUGGACAAUGGAAUCGCCUGAGAAACUCAAUACAGUCAUUGUCUUGAAACGGCCAGAUAGCAGCCGUUGGCAGAAGUCACCCAGAAGAGACUGUUGUAGAGUUUUGCCAUCCAAAAGGAGCACAAAUAUGUAUAUCUGGGUAGGCAAAUGCAGAAUGGGUGAGGUUAGUGAAAUGUAGCAGAAGCAGCAGGCAAGAAAUUCGGCCAGGCAUCUGUUCUCUUUUCCUUUUCCUUUUCCUUCAGUGGUGUAAAGGAAACAAAUUAACUCGUUCCAUUCUAACUGGGCAUGGAAGAUUCAAAUUCAUUCUUUUGCUACAGCAGAAAACUCAGAACAGCAACAUUCACAGCAGGACUGAUGCAUAAAAUGACUAGGCUAGAUACUAGGUAGCAUUUUUCUGUGUAAAUUUGACAAGGCAGACAUUGUAGACCCUUUUACAACAAUUACCUUGAAACAAAUCAGGAACUGAGAGUUCCUACUUUGGCAUUUUUUUUUUAAAUUUUUCUGGCAAUGCAAAUUCUGUGUCCAGAACUGAAA